AUGUCUUGCAGUUAUUUUAACACUGUUUCUAUUCCCCAGUAUGAUGCUAUCAGGAUCAACCAGAUCUAUGAGCAGGCCAAAUGGGCACUGAUAUCUGAGGAGAUUGAUUGUACAGAGGAGGAGAUGGUAGUCUUUGCUGCUCUACAAGUGAGUUGCUGCUAA
This is a messenger RNA of Lymnaea stagnalis (great pond snail), 162 nucleotides long. NCBI's taxonomy places the organism in Eukaryota, Metazoa, Mollusca, Gastropoda, Lymnaeidae. The record is from the annotation of a GenBank genome assembly.